AACUUUCUUCUUCAGUUGACACCAGGGUAGGCUCUUUCUCCCAUUUCCCCUAGAUGUUCUUUUGCAGCAUCUAUAUAUCAUUGAAUCAAUCCAAAGUCCAAACACAUAAAACCAAUUAAAUAUCAUUACCAUUUACCACCAAUAGUUAUCAAUGUCACCCACUACCGAACCUUUUCAAGUUGAGACAACGCAGCACCUACUAGUUAGCAUCGAAGAUGAUAACGAAAGUGGGAAUAAUACUGUGAAUGGUGAAAAGAAAAUCGAAAUUAAGAAUUUGAGGAAAGUAUCAGAUAAGGGAGUGAGCAUACUAGAUGGGGUGGACCUGCAGAUUUCAAGGGGCAUGAUUGUAGGGAUCAUAGGGCCUAGUGGUAGUGGGAAGUCAACGCUGCUAAGAGCGUUGAAUCGGUUAUGGGAACCACCUGCCGGAACGGUGUUUUUGGAUGGCCGUGAUAUUUGUCAUCUUGAUGUGCUCUCCGUUCGUCGUCGUGUUGGUAUGCUCUUCCAACUCCCUGCGCUUUUUCAAGGAACUGUGGGAGAUAAUAUACGUUAUGGUCCAAAAUUAAAGGGACAGAAGCUAAGUGAUCAGGAAGUUGAAAGAUUGUUAAGUGCUGCUGAUCUUGAUGCCUCUUUCAUCAACCAGAAUGCGAACCAACUAUCUGUCGGACAACAGCAACGAGUUGCACUCGCAAGGACCCUUGCCAAUGAACCCGAGGUUUUGCUGCUAGAUGAACCUACAAGCGCGUUAGAUCCAAUAUCGACUCAAAACAUAGAGGAAGCACUUGUCAAGUUGAACACGACACAGGGGAUCACAGUGAUCAUGGUUUCCCAUAGCAUAAGGCAAGUGCAAAGAAUAGCUGAUAUUGUUUGCCUCUUGGUAAAUGGCACCGUCGUUGAAGUUUUGCCACCUAAUCAACUUUCCCACGCUAAGCAUCCCAUGGCUAAAAGAUUUCUCGAGCUCAGUUCCUGAUACUACCUUCAGUUUUACCAAUUAAGCCGAAAAUCCACUUCUUCCUCAUCUGAAUAUCAACAAGGUUUGUACCAAACAUAUAUAGAAUUGAAGGAAGUUUGUCUGAUAUAGAUGUAAAAGACCUACUUCAUGUAAUUGUUACAUGCUAGUACCCAAUAACAGGUUAGUCUGUGUGUACACUUUGGAUAAUAUCGAAUAUAUGCAUCUAACUGAAUGAAA
Spinacia oleracea (spinach) is the source of this 1186-nucleotide messenger RNA. RefSeq names its product ABC transporter I family member 17. Gene Ontology annotation, molecular function: ATP hydrolysis activity; phosphate transmembrane transporter activity; ATP binding. Gene Ontology annotation, cellular component: membrane. The transcript has 4 exons. Gene Ontology annotation, biological process: phosphate ion transmembrane transport. Bases 152 to 967 code for a protein of 271 amino acids. The record is from RefSeq and is a predicted model, not a curated record. Lineage: Eukaryota; Viridiplantae; Streptophyta; Magnoliopsida; Caryophyllales; Amaranthaceae.